AAACACUGAGGUGAAAAGAGCUACUCAAUACACAUGCAUGUUGCUUAGCUAUUUGUUAGAGCAUAAGGCUGAUAAAGAGAAGCUGGUAAUGAAACUCAAGCAGUUGGAAUCUAGCAUGAGCUCUGGCCGUAAAAUGUUCAGACUGGGCAACACGGUACACGCCUUGGUAGCAGCCAAGAGAACUACACAGUUGCCAGAUGUGGUUCCUCGCUUCUGCCUUACUACUUCCAACCUGACCCGUGCACUGUACUUCGUCUGCGACACAGUCUUGUGGUUGAGGAGUGUUGGUCUCCAACCUGACAUCGAUAAUCAGAAGUGGCGGAACUGGGCUACCAAGUGUUACUACUUUUCACUGCUGAUGAAUAUAGCCAGAGAUUGGUAUGAGAUCUCCUGGAGGUUGGAGCAAGCUAUACAGAAAGGAAAGACAAAAGAAAAUGCUUCCUGGGACAAAGAAGAUCACAAGCUAAACUGCUUGAAAUGUGAUAGCUUGCCAUCUUUUCUACUCCUGCUGUUUCAGAUAUUGAAAAGACAUCCUCCUUUGCUGCUAGACCUGGUGAAGAAUCUGUGUGAUCUCUCUAGUCCUUUGGAUGCAUUAGGAAUCUACAAGACCAAUCCAGGAGUCCUGGGUUUCUGUGGCCUCAUCUCCUCUCUGGUGGGGAUCCUUACGUUAGCAAGCCCACAUCUGAAACUGAAGCAGUGAUGCAAAAGGAGCUGCGUAGUGUGCAAUGAACCAACAGUUUUGAUUCUCUGUCAGGUUUUCUUUCCGUAUGGCACUUUAAAAAUGAAGAUGUCUCACACUAACCUCAAGAUGAGGUUUGCCCUUUGAAUAAGUGAAUUCUACCCCUUUUCCUUCCCUGUAUCUUUGCAGAUGAGUUGGGUGCUAUGACACACUCCCUGAUGGGGUAGAAAUGGGAGAAGACAGAAUAGUAUUUCAGAAACAGGCUUUGGAACGUGGCUGCUAGAGGAACGUGGCUGCUAGAUAAGGAAAUAUUGAUGUUCCUAUACUUUAAUCUAGGGUUGUGAAAUAGCAGCAUAGACAACUGUAAUAGAUAUAUGACUCAUAACUAAUCAUGUUUACACUGGAAAGGUAGAAUUCACCAAUCAAAGGUUCCUACAGUCAAAUUUUUUAGUUUAUUCAGGCAAGUUAGGAACUGUGAUUAAAAUGGCCUGAAGUAAAGUGUGAGCCCUCUGAUUGGUUUGAAUUGAUGGAUCCUGUCAUCCGUAGGCAGUGGUUUGAAUCCAGUGUGAUAGUAACUGAAAAGUGAUAUUAACUAACUGACCUUUCAGUGCUCUUUGUGUAACAUGCGUGGGUGCUACUGGAUCCAUAGUCUAGUGAGUGCCAGUUCAUGCCCCAGGAAACCAGCACCUUCUUCUUUUUCCUUUGGCAAUGUGAGCCAAGGAUUGUUUGCUGCAGACUCUGAAUUCUCCAGCGGGCCAUUGGUGAGGGUUUUGGUGAAGGACAGCAUGUGGGAGAAGCUUAUCUCAGUGCUGAUAAUCCUGUGAUUUGUAGGGAACUGGGUUUCCAAAGCUGUGAAUCUGGAACCACUGGCUAGCCCUGAAUUUCCCCUUAUGCACACAUCUUAGUUCCCUAGCCCCUGUGAUUCCAAGUGCAACUACUUUCCAUUAAUCCCUGUGUGCUAGGUAGCCUGAUUUGUUGUUUUCAUUUUCCUUGAAAAAUUCCAGCAUAAUAAGGAGCUUUGGAACCUGCAGUUAAGGAGAAAAGCCUGUCUUGGCGCUUGUGAGUUGGAAGGACUGCAAGGGUGUGUUUCUGGUUGUGUAAGCUCCCGAAGGGAAGGGAGCAGAGCUGGACUUGAUAACAUCAGAAUCUCCUGUGAGAAGAGAAGCUUAUUAUCUGGAUUUGGGCAUUCAAGUUUCAAAUAUUCCUACCUGAUCUUCUCUAUCCUUCCCUGUCAUGGCCACGAGAUUUCUUGUGUGUUUGCUCACUGUUUGAAUGGGCUCUACCAUUUGAAGAGGUCUUACCUUUUCCCUGCAGCUGCAUCGUUACUCAUCACUUACCUAGCUGGGAAUGAUUGCCUGGCAGUGUGUUCUAGGUUAAAGGAGAAAUGCUGUGUACAGUUGUCUUAACAGUUGCAUGACAUGUGCAGUCCUUGUUUUCCUGACUUUGCAGCGUACCAGGUCCAACACCAUCUGAGAAAUAUUUGCUCAGCCUAUAGGAGACAAAAUUAUCACAUUUCUUCAUCAGAGCUAGGCCUGUGUGUUCUGCUGCUUUCUGAUGCAAGGACUCCUUGUUUGAUCUGUCAGGAGAUAUGAACAGAGAUUACUCUAACCAGAACCAAGGUACUCUCUUACUAUUUCUGACUCUGGCCUCCUUUAAUUUCUGUUUACAGACAGUCUCCUUUAUUAAAAGGAGAAGGCUGUAGAAUUUAGUAAACAUGGUAAUACAUGCGUGCUCCAAUUUACCUUAAAUCGUUUUGCUCGUGCUUGGAAUUGCUUCCACUUUGAAUGUGAAGUGUUAGCCAGCCAAUAAAGUGUUUGAAAAAAGAGCUUGCUGGGCAGGAUAAUUAAGUGUGCUUGAAGACCAAAUGUGGCCUGCAGCAGCUCUUCUUUUUAAUAUGGAAAUGAAUACCAUUAAAAGUAGAGUGUGCUGUCUGUUCAGACCGUGGUGGAGCGUUAUGUGAUGGGCUGUGUUGUCUUCAAGGGCUUCCUCUCCUUUUUAACAACAGAAUUUUUUUUCUUUACUCCAUUUGCCUUUGAGCUCCUGACGAUGUGUGGACCAUCCCUCCCUCGGUCAGAGUUUGACCAUUAUCCCAGUGUGCAGUAACUGCUGCGAAGGGAGUAAGAGGAGUCUUGAUGAUCUAGCAAGGGAGGUUUGGCCACCCUCUGCCUACAGAGUUUUAUCUUCUUGCAAGAAGCUGUGCUAUGAAUUUUCUACAGGGGAGCUCUCGCAUACAAAAUGUAUCUUUCAUUGAUUUGCCAACUGAUUUUUCUUUUUCCCUUGUAGAUAAAGGGAAAUGGAUUAAAAUAUUAAUGUGGCCCCUAGCUAGAUACUCCUUCUUGUGCCCCAUGGAGGGAAACUGUGCUUUGUUUCCUUUGGGUUGGACAAACACUGUGCAAAGCCACGAGCCGACCUUUGAUGUUUCUCUUGUAGAGACUGGGGUUAGCAAUUACGGACUUAAUUUUGGAGAUGGGGCAGUGAAUUUUCAGCCUCUCUCAGCCUGACUGAAUCAUUCUACAUUACACAUGUCGGAACAUACAAAAGUAGCUCUUUUUGCUGGGUGUUAAGCACUAAUACUUGCCUUUCUGCUCCCCAGCUGGAGGCUAGAAAUGUAAUGUACCUUAAUGUAAUGUGACUGAAGCCAUAGGAUCACAAUCAAAUGGAGAGAAUCCUUUUAGUGCCUUUUCUUUGUAUCUCCUUCUAAUACAACAGUUGGAAUAACGAUGGCUGUUUGAGUACAGGCAAUAAAGUUAGAUGGGUAUGGCA
Struthio camelus australis is the source of this 3442-nucleotide messenger RNA. The record is from RefSeq and is a predicted model, not a curated record. NCBI's taxonomy places the organism in Eukaryota, Metazoa, Chordata, Aves, Struthioniformes, Struthionidae.